Molecule: messenger RNA, 2502 nt
Organism: Saprolegnia diclina VS20
Lineage: Eukaryota; Oomycota; Saprolegniomycetes; Saprolegniales; Saprolegniaceae
Exons: 2
Coding region: 1-2502 (833 amino acids)
Cellular component (GO): mitochondrial membrane
Source: RefSeq, a predicted model, not a curated record
AUGAGCAAUGCGGCGACGGCUUGCACCCACCCACUGCGAGAUCCGGCGCCGAUGACCAACAUGGAGCGGCCUACGUCGGUCUCGGACCGCGUCUUGACGUCCGGCCGGCGGCUCAAAAUGGGCCUCUCGUCGCUCAAGUCGAUUGAGAUUCGCGAAACGACCGCGGCCCUGCGCAUCCAGCAGUUCUACCGCAAGUACCUCGUCAAGUGCAGCCGGCCACUUGUCGUUCGCCCGCCCGCCAGCUCCAAGAAGCUCAAGGUCACGAACGACACGCUUGCGCUCACGACGGCGUUCUUCACGUCCACGAUGGCGUCCACAAAGCAGCUCCACGCACGCGAAAUGCUGCACAAGCCGACGCUUAUCGACGACCAUGCCGCAAUCGCGCACGUGGACCUCAAGGCCGCCGAGCCCGCGCUUCUGUCAGCCGCCAUGAAGGAGCUCGCCGCGCUUCGAAGCUCAAGUCCGUCCGAAGCCGACGUCACCGACGCCGACCUCUUGGUGCACGACCAGUUCGUCAACAUGAUGCACGAAAAGUGGCUCCUUUGCAGCACGGCCGAGCGCCAGCAUAUCCACGAGCCGUCAACGGAGCCCAAGCUGCCGUUCUACGCGACAGUCUGCGACGUGCGUCCGUGGUUCUCGGACCUCGUCUUCGUGGCGCGUGGCGGGCCCACCGAGCCGCAUGUGCGGGAGGUCAUGACUGGCCCAUCGAGCGUCAAGCACUUACGUGGCAUCAUCGAUGCCAUAUCGGCGCUCAACGGAACCGAGCAGUGGGCGCCGGACGCCUCCGCGCUUGUGCCCAAGAUCCGCAAGCUCUUCUGGACGAUGCGGUCGGAAAUGAUUUUGCCCAUGGUGCGUUCGAUCGGGUACAUUCUCUGCAAGGGCUGGCGUCUUCUCUUUGACGGUCUGUACAUUGACGCGGCCUCCAUUACGAUGCUGCAAGAGCUCGUCGCGCGCCUCGGGCCGGACGUAAGCCUCGUCUUUACGCCGACCCACAAGUCGCACUUGGACUACCUCAUUGUGAGCUUUGUCUGCUUUGCGUACGGGCUUCCGCUGCCCCGCAUUGCGGCGGGCAACAACCUCAACUUGCCGCUCGUCGGCCGCUACUUGCGCGCGAACGGCAGCUUUUUCAUCCGCCGCUCGUUCCAGGGCGACACGCUGUACAAAGAAGUGCUCACGUCGUACGUCCACCAGCUCUUGGUCGACGGCGCACCGCUCGAAGUGUUUGUCGAAGGUGGUCGGUCGCGCCACGGCCGCGUUCUGUCGCCGAAAUUUGGCUUCUUCCACAUGAUUGCGUCCUAUCUGGAAGCACACCCGCACAAAGCGGUGGUCGUAGUGCCCCUCUCGAUCGACUACGACAAGGUGCUCGAAGUCCCCGACUAUGUCGCGCAGCUCCUCGGUACGCCCAAGCAAAAAGAGUCGAUUUGGAACCUCCUCAAAUCGGUCGUCUCGCUGCUCUUCAACCGGUGCGGCUUUUGCUACGUCCGCCUCGGUGCACCGAUCACGAUGCAAGCGGGGGCGUCCAUGGAGCAGCUCGGCGCGUCGGUUGUUCGCCGCAUGCAGACGGCCGGGACGAUCACGAGCACGUGUUUGGUCGCCACGAUCUUGCUUGCGUCGCGUGAUGAGCCCUUGACGCGCUCGCAGCUCGAGGCCCAAGUGCGCUGGCUCCAGGCGACGCUCGUGACCCGGGAUGCGACGCUUGCGCCGUUCUCAAGCCUCGAGACGCUGCUCGACCACGCAUUGCGCUUGCUGGAUCUGCCCUUGACGGCGCCGUUCCUACCGACGCCUCUCGAUGCCAGCUGCAUGCUGCGUCUGGCCUAUUACCGGAACCACUUGCUGCACCACUUCGUUCCCGACAUGUGCCUGGCGACGCUGCUCGCCUCGUACACGUCGUCGACCUUUACACUGCGCGACGUGACACGCGACCUCGCACUGCCAUGGGCGCUGUGCAAGCGUCUCUGCCCCGGGGCAUCGGUGCAGUCCCUCGAGACGUCGCAGAUGCAAGCGUUCCUAGGCUCUGUACCGAUCCACGUCCUACGUGACGGCGUCUAUUCUGUGGACACCACCGCGUACGCAAAAGACCCGCUCGUGCACUUGGCCACGUCGCUCCUGUGGCCGUUCAUGGACGCUGUCGCGCUCGUCCUCCGCGCGCUCGAGACGCACAUUGCACCCCUCAACGACAAGCAUCUCGGGAAGCGCCAUCAGUUUUCCGAGCGCCACGUCAUUACGUGGAUCCACAAGGAGACGCCGUUGGGUGCGGUCGACCACGACGAGGCCAUGAGCAUGGAGAACAUCAAGGUCGCCCUUCACGCGCUCGUCGAUAGUCACGUCGUCCUCAACGACGCGCGGGUGUUUGAACUGGCGCCGGCGUAUGCGAGCCUCGCGUCGCUCUCGACACUGCGUCGGUCGCUGCUCCGCAAGCCGCGCCGGCAGCGCUGGCAUGUCCCCGCCGCAAGUGAGCCGCGCGCUGUCUCGUGGGGCCACCUCGCGCUGCUUUUGCUGUAG